AUGUCCAUCGACCGGCGCCUUAGAGAAACAGGUACUUUUAAAAAAAGUCAUUAUGACACUGGCCGUCCCAGAACGAUCCGAACUCCAGAGGCUGAAGAGCGUGUUCUCCAACGUUUUGAAGAAGAUGAUACUUUAAGCACCAGAAGAAUUGCUUUCGCCGAAAAUAUGCCACAUUCCUUGGUAUGGAGGAUUGCUAGGGAACAACAACUGCAUCCAUAUCAUACGACUAAAGUACAAGAAUUGCUUGCUGAAGAUUUGCCAAAACGACUACAAUUUUGCAACUGGAUGUCAGAAAAGGUUCGUGUUGAUGCGAUGUUCGCCAAACGUAUUUUGUUUACUGAUGAGUGUUGUUUCACAAAAAAUGGCAUUUUCAAUUUAAGAAAUAGUCAUCACUGGAAUGAUGAAAAUCCAAAUGCAACAGUUGUGCGACAUUCACAAUACAAAAUUAAAAUCAAUUUAUGGGCGGGAAUAAUUGGCAAUAAACUUUUGGGUCCAAUUGAACUUCCUCUAAAUGUGAAUGGGGAAAAUUACUUACAUUUUUUGAACAACGACUUUGUUGAAGUUUUGGAAGACCUUGAUUUGGAAACCAGAAGAAAUAUGUGGCUAAUGCAAGACGGGGCCCCUCCUCACUACUCUCGACAAGUAAGGCGACAUUUAAAUAAUAUUUUUGCAAAUAGAUGGAUUGGUCGUGGAUGGGAUGCUCCUCAGCCAUGGCCACCAAGAAGCCCAGAUCUAACUCCUUUAGAUUUUUUUGUUUGGGGAUACGCAAAAUCUAAAGUGUAUGAAAUUCCAAUAGAAGACGAGGAUCAUUUAAGGCAAAGAAUAACGGACACUUUCAAUGAAAUAAAGACGAAUGAAGAAGUUUUGAAUAAGCUCCCCUUUCAUUUCUUAAAAAGAGUUAGAGCAUGUAUUAGAGCUAACGGUGAUCACUUUCAACAUAUGCUUAAAUAA
Anoplophora glabripennis (Asian longhorned beetle) is the source of this 951-nucleotide messenger RNA. RefSeq names its product histone-lysine N-methyltransferase SETMAR-like. The record is from RefSeq and is a predicted model, not a curated record. Gene Ontology annotation, molecular function: nucleic acid binding. The transcript has a single exon. The coding region runs from base 1 to 951 and encodes 316 amino acids. Lineage: Eukaryota; Metazoa; Arthropoda; Insecta; Coleoptera; Cerambycidae.